AUGGCGCUUGUUGUCGGAGGAACCGGCAGCGGGAGCGGAGACGGUGCGCGCGGCGGCGGCGAGGCGCGUCAAGUGUACCCGUCUCUGACGAACACGAAUUACACCAGUUGGUGUAUUCAUGUUCAAGCAAUCAUGGAGGAUCGUGACGAGUGGGAGGUCGUGGAACCAGAUCCGGCGGCGGCGGCGCCGACGGCGGAAGAGGCGGCGAAGCUGAAGACGAAGGACAAGAAGAUCAAAGCACACCUUCUUCAGUGCAUCCCCGAUGACAUCUUGAUGCAGGUGGCCAAGAAGAAGACGGGGAAGGAGGUGUGGGAUUCAUUGAAGGCGAGAUUCGUUGGAGCGGAACGGGUCAAGGAUGCGUGGCUUCAAACGCUCAAGAGCGAGUUCGACGGUGUCCGGAUGAAGGAUGACGAACCGCUUGAUCAGGUUGUUGCAAAACUGUCGACGCUGUCAGUAAAGGUCAACGGCUUGGGGGGGAGUUUGGACGAUGCGGCGUUGGUGAAGAAAUUGUUUGACAUCGUCCCUGAUCACUACCUCACAGUUGUGGCUGGGAUCGAACAAUUUUAUGACCUGAAGACGAUUGCUUUCGAUGAGGCAGUCGGGUGCCUGAAGGCGUUUGAGGAGCGCACGUCGCGGCGUAGCGGUGGUGGCGCGAAGACCCCGGUCGGGCAAGUACUACUUACCCAGGCGGAGUGGGAGGCCAGGCAGAAAUCUGCCGGUGGUGACUCGUCCGGGAAGGUGAAGAAAGGAGAGAGCAGCAGUCGAGGUCGAGGCCGCGGCCGUGGUGGUGGAACAGGCGGUCGCGGUGGGAGAACUGACAGCGGCGAUGGCACAGGAAAGCGUGACAAGAGUCACAUAAAAUGCUUUAAGUGCCAUGAACACGGGCACUAUGCUAAUCGAUGCCCGGGAGGCGAGAAGAAGGCUGAGGAAGCAAAUCUAGCCAAAAUCGACAGAGAGCCGGCGGUGCUGCUGGCAGAAACUGUGUUGUCGGACAGGCUACAGUACUCUAAAGAUUUCCAGGUUUAG
Molecule: messenger RNA, 1026 nt
Organism: Sorghum bicolor (sorghum)
Lineage: Eukaryota; Viridiplantae; Streptophyta; Magnoliopsida; Poales; Poaceae
Exons: 1
Coding region: 1-1026 (341 amino acids)
Molecular function (GO): nucleic acid binding; zinc ion binding
Source: RefSeq, a predicted model, not a curated record